AUGCGGAUACUCAUAAUCUCGGCUUUAGUAAUCGCCUGUUUUGGUGACCGUUUGGACAACAGAUACCUUCCUCCAGGUCCGAUCAACGACAACAACGACUAUCAACCACCACCAAUCGAUCCAAGUUUCAAAAAUCCCGUCAAUCAACCGUUCACGUCUCCAAGCGAACCCCAACAACAAUACACCCCAUCUACCUUCCAACAACCUCAGUUCAACAGUCAAAACAACUUCCAGCAACCGAACAAGCAGUACCUCACUCCGAAAACGCAGCAACCUGAACAAUCUGGUCAACCUUCCAAUCAAUUUGGACAAUUUUCUCAACACCAGCAAUCCAAUACUCAGUUUUCCGCCCCCAAUAAAGCACCUGAACAAUCUGGCCAAACUUCCAAUCAAUUUGGGCAAUUUUCGCAGCCCAAGCAGUCCAACAAUGGAUUCAAUCCUAGCAGGCAAUAUUUGACGCCAUCUGAACAAUCUGGACAGUCUUCAAGCCAAUUUGGACAAUUGUCCCAACCUAAAUCUAACAACGGUUUUUCUGCAGAUAAACAAUUCAACAACAACGGAUUUUCAAUCCCUUCUUCUCCUAAUAAAGCUUCUGAACAGUCUAGUCCAUCUUCGACUCAAUUUGGACAGUUCUCACAGCCAAAACAGUUCAACAAUAACGAUUUUUCAAGCCCCAACAAACAAUAUUUGACUCCAUCUAACAAAGACGCUAGCGGAGCUUCUUCCAACUCUUUUGGUCAAUUCAAAAACCCCACUCAAGGACAAUUCUCUGGAUCCUCCAAUGGUUUCGGUAACCAAUUCUCGCAGCCUAAAUAUUCUCAAUCUAACGGCCAAUACUCUCAAAACAAUGGACAAUAUUCUCAACCAGAUGGACAAUAUUCAAGUGGACAAUAUUCAAGUUUCCAAGGCAACCAAGAUGCUCAAAUUGGAUUGAUCAAAUCUGAGUUUAAUCCUGAUGGUGGAGACGGUCAUUAUAGCUACGUAUACGAAACCGAAAACGGCAUCAACGCCCAAGAAGAAGGUUUUGUACAAGAAAGCGGCAAAGCUGCUCAUGGAGGUUUCUCUUACACUUCCCCAGAAGGAGAAAAAGUCACUAUUGAAUACACAGCCGACGAAAACGGAUUCGUACCAAAAGGAUCUCAUGUACCACAAAUUCCCGAUGCCAUUUUAAAGUCCAUUGAAUUGAACAAAGCCGCUGAAGCUCGUGGGGAAUACAACGAAGGAUCUUACAAGGAAGAAGACCACACAGCCCAGCAAAACGGUUACCCGGGAGUCCAGAAAAACCAAUUUGGACAACAAAACAAUGGUUACCAACACUCUGGACCCGCCAAAACCAGUUUCCCCGAACAAACAUCGUUUGCUUCACAAGACAACAAACAAGUAGCACCUUUCGGCUCCUUCCAAGGACCCAAACCUUCCUUCGGUCAGCAAAAACCCGGUUACCAAUAUUCAUCACCCUCUGACCAAGGUACAUUCGCAUCUCAAGAUAGCAAUCAAGUAGCACCUUCACCUUUUGGAGCACAAACCUCUUUCGAAGAGCCAAAGAGUCAAUAUGGAGCUCCUACUAAUGGUUUCAACCAGAAAUCCAGCUCAACUGCACAGGCUCCAUCUGCUUUUGGAGCACUAAAACCUUUUGAACAACCAAAGAAUCAAUUUGGGGCCAACAAUAAUGGUUUCAACCAGAAAUCCAGCUCAACUGCACAGGGUCCAUCUGCUUUCGGAGCACUAAAACCUUUUGAACAACCAAAGAGUCAAUUUGGGGCUAACAAUAAUGGUUUCAACCAGAAAUCCACCUUUCCCGAGCAGAGUUCUUCUCCUAGUCAAGUAAGCGGUCACUUUGCUGGUUCUGGUUCUUUGCAGAAAGGCCAGGGAUACCAAUACCAAACACCAAAUGGUAAUGGAAAUAAUGGAUUCAAUGGAAAUUUCCAAAGAGAGCAACAGAACUCUGCGUCUGAAGUACAAAAUCAAUACAAUGCUCCUAAAUUUGCAACUGUACAAGACAGUCAGGGUUAUAAAUACUAAUCUGUAAUAUAAACGGAGUGAUCAACAAAAUUUGUUUCGAAAAUAGGCUCUGGACCAAUUCACGCAAGUUGGAGUGUACAAUACUUCUUCUUUUUAAGUAUCAAUUGGUAGUUAUCACGGACCUGACUCGUAUAUCUCUGUCUUUGUCGGUAAUGGCUUGCUUUAGAAACAUUUUUG
Psylliodes chrysocephalus is the source of this 2199-nucleotide messenger RNA. The record is from the annotation of a GenBank genome assembly. NCBI's taxonomy places the organism in Eukaryota, Metazoa, Arthropoda, Insecta, Coleoptera, Chrysomelidae.